Molecule: messenger RNA, 1444 nt
Organism: Tribolium madens (black flour beetle)
Lineage: Eukaryota; Metazoa; Arthropoda; Insecta; Coleoptera; Tenebrionidae
Product: putative inorganic phosphate cotransporter
Exons: 5
Coding region: 1-1440 (479 amino acids)
Biological process (GO): monoatomic anion transport; transmembrane transport
Cellular component (GO): plasma membrane
Molecular function (GO): transmembrane transporter activity
Source: RefSeq, a predicted model, not a curated record
AUGUCGGAAAUUAAAAUCAACCUCGAACAUUCUAAACCAAAACCAAAAAAAAUGAUCGGAUUUCGACAUUUCCAAUUCGUUUUGUUGUUUUUGAUCCAAUUUGUGUUUUUCGGAAUGCGAACAUCCCUGUCAGUGGCUAUAAUUUCAAUGACUGAAGAGUCACCCCCAAGUAAUAGUAUUUCCACAUACCCACAAUGGGACAAUACGGACACAAUUUUAUCAUCUUUUUUUUGGGGGUACAUAAUCCCACAAGUCGUCGCAGGCCAACUUAGCGAACGAUACGGACCCAAAUGGUUCUUUGUUGUCACUAUGAUAGCAGGUUCGAUUAUCAACAUUGCAAUACCAACAAUGGCUCAAAUUUUGGGUUCCACUGGAGUCAUAAUAUGUCGGGUACUUCAAGGCAUAUGUCAAGCAUUUAUGUACCCAGGAACCCAUAAUCUCCUAAGUCAAUGGACGCCUGUUUUUGAAAGAUCAUUAGUGGCAAAUUUUGUGUAUGGAGGUGCGUCUUUGGGAAUUGCAGUUUGUAUGCCUGUUACUGGGGCUAUUUCUGGAUCCGAAAUGGGGUGGCCAGUUGCGUUUUACAUCUAUGGGGGUUUGGGAAUUGCUACAGCAAUAAUUUUUAUCAUUUGGGGCGAAAACUCGCCUUCAGAUUCCACGAAAAUAUCAAAAGAUGAGCAGAAAUACAUCGAGGCUAAUACUGAUAUUAGUUCGGGAAAAAAAUUCCCAACUCCCUGGAAAUCAAUCCUGAGGUCAGUACCAGUGUAUGCAAUGCUGGUAGCUGGGAUAUCGCAGUGUUGGGGUUGUUUUACCCUUUUAACAGAAAUACCAACUUACUUGAGCAAUAUCAUGAAUUUUGAUAUAAAUUCAAACAGUCAAUUAUCAGCACUGCCCUACUUUGCUCAAUUUUUCGUCGGACUUUUCAUCUCCCCCUUAGCCGACUUCAUAGCAGCCAAAAACAUCGUUACUAUUUCAACUUCUCGCAAAAUUUUCAACUCUUUGGCGUCAUAUUUGCCAGCUGCGGCGUUGAUUUAUUUGGCUUUUUUGGAAAAUUUUGAGACUAAUCUGGUGAUCACGCUUUUGGUAAUUACAGUUAGUACUUCACAAUUUGCCCAGUCAGGAUAUUGGAUCAAUUUAAUCGACAUUGCCCCAAACCAUUCGGCAACACUUCUUGGAAUGGUCAACGGUACUAACAAUAUUUUUUCGCUGUUGGCACCACUAACUGUGGGAUUUCUUGGCAGUGAUAAGAAAGACCCGAUUUUGUGGAGAAAAGUUUUCCUGCUGGCAGCAGUAAUUUAUGCUGUUUGUGGUACUUUCUAUGUGAUUUUUACGUCAGCUGAGGUGCAAAAGUGGAACAACAUUGAAGAAGAUGAUGAAGAAUCUGAUAAAGGAUCUGUUAUAAUUGAAAAAGAAAAAAAGACUGAAUUUUUACCAAAAUGUUAAUUUU